Messenger RNA from Plutella xylostella (diamondback moth), 4463 nucleotides. RefSeq names its product xanthine dehydrogenase rosy (gene ry). The record is from RefSeq and is a predicted model, not a curated record. NCBI's taxonomy places the organism in Eukaryota, Metazoa, Arthropoda, Insecta, Lepidoptera, Plutellidae. Gene Ontology annotation, molecular function: xanthine dehydrogenase activity; FAD binding; iron ion binding.
AUAUGAGUUAAAGAUUACAAAGGCAAUUAGGUAUGAGUGGGUAUUACGUUGAAAGCAACAACAGUGAUGAUAAUAAAUUGAUAAAGACGCUAGAUAAUUGAAGUCCCAAGUCAGAUGUUGCGCGGGCGCAGAGAACGAUCGCUAAAUGAAAUAACCGAGCAAUUUAGUCCGACCCGUUCAUCCGUGCAGUGUAGUCGUAUUUAGUUUUGUAUCAACUGGUUUAACUGUUUGUUUUUUUAGACACGUGUGUGAGUGUGUUGAACUAUGGGUCUGCAGAAUGCUGAUGAUGCGAAAGGCGGUGUCGGUACAGAGCUCGUGUUCUAUGUCAAUGGAAAGAAGGUGGUCGAGCCUAACCCGGACCCAGAAUGGACCCUGCUCUGGUACCUGAGGAAGAAGCUGCGGCUCACCGGCACCAAGCUGGGCUGUGCUGAGGGCGGCUGUGGAGCCUGCACUGUCAUGAUCUCUAAGUACAACCGGAGAGAGAGCAAAGUCGUUCAUCUAGCAGUCAACGCCUGUCUAGCCCCAGUCUGCUCUAUGCACGGCCUCGCCGUCACCACCGUGGAAGGAAUAGGGUCCACCAAGUCGAAGCUACACCCGGUACAAGAGAGAAUAGCCAAAGCACACGGAUCCCAGUGCGGCUUCUGCACCCCUGGUAUCGUCAUGUCCAUGUACACCCUACUGCGAAGCUCAGACAGUAUAAAAUUCGAAGACAUGGAAGUCGCCUUCCAAGGCAACCUCUGCAGGUGCACAGGAUAUCGAGCCAUCAUCGAGGGAUACAAAACUUUCAUUGAAGACUGGGAAAACAGAAGAGUAUCCAAUGAUUCUAAUGUUCAGAAUGGAAAAGGAGUCUGCGCAAUGGGAAAAGAUUGCUGCAAGAACAAAAAGAACCAUGAAACAGAUGACAGUGAAACUCAAUACAUUUUUGACAAAUCAUCCUUCUUGCCGUAUGACGCCAGUCAAGAGCCAAUCUUUCCACCAGAGCUGAAGCUUUCAUCUAUGUAUGAUGAUCAAGAGCUCAUUUACAGGGGAAAAAAAGUCACCUGGUAUAGACCAACUGAAUUGAAAACACUUUUAAAACUCAAAACGCAGCACCCAGAUGCUAAAAUUGUGGUCGGAAAUACAGAAGUAGGAGUUGAAGUAAAAUUCAAACACUGCGUGUAUCCUGUAAUAAUAAUGCCUAACAGUAUCCCAGAACUAAACAACAUAACGGAAACGAAGAAUGGAUUUACUGUUGGAGCGUCAGUAACACUCUCAGAGAUGGAUAAUGAAUUUAGGAAACAAAUAGAUAUACUACCUAAGUACAAAACUAGAACUUUAAAAACAAUUGUAGAUAUGUUGAACUGGUUCGCUGGAAAACAGAUAAGAAAUGUUGCAGGAAUUGGAGGAAAUAUUAUGACUGGUAGUCCGAUAUCUGAUUUGAACCCGAUUUUAAUGUCGCUGAAAGUGAAACUUAAUCUCUUGAGUGAAAAAGGAGGCCAUCGUUCAGUGCAGAUGGACGAAACAUUCUUUACUGGGUACAGAAAGAAUGUGGUCAAGCCCGACGAGAUUUUGCUUUCGAUUGAAAUUCCGUUUACGACGAAAUUCCAGUAUGUAAAAGCCUUUAAACAGGCAAAACGGAGAGAAGACGAUAUCUCCAUAGUAACAGCAGCGAUAAAUGUUGAAUUCGAAGAUAAUUCGAACGUUAUCAAGAAUAUUAAUAUAGCAUACGGUGGAAUGGCUCCGGUUACAAAAAUUGCAACAAAAACAGGGAACUCGCUGAAGGGUCAAAAGUGGAAUGAAGAAAUGCUUGAAGUGGCUAAUGCUGCAUUAUUGGAAGAGUUGCCACUCCCUCCAUCAGUGCCGGGAGGCAACGUACUGUUCCGACAGGCUCUGACCAUGAGUCUAUUUUUGAAGGGCUAUUUAGUAAUUGCCAAAGAAAUGUCAGCGGACUAUAUUCACAAGGACAUGAUAAAACCGUGUCACUUGAGCGGUGCAGACCAAUUUCACGGAGUCAUGCCGAAAAGCUCUCAAUACUUCUCACUCAUCGGUGACCAGCAGGUCAAGAGCGAUGCAGUUGGAAGGCCUGUCCAGCAUAUGUCAGCGUACAAACAAGCCACUGGUGAGGCUAUCUACUGUGAUGACAUGCCGACAGCUGAAGGUGAAUUAUAUUUAGCAUUUGUGACAAGCACAAAAGCUCACGCCAAAAUUUUAUCUGUUGAUGCCUCAAAGGCACUGGCAGAUCCAGAUGUUGUAGCAUUCUUCUCCGCUAAGGAUGUCACUGCUGAACAGAACAUGAUCGGUGCUAUAUUCCACGAUGAGGAAUUGUUUGCAUCUGAAAAAGUAACCAGUCAAGGACAAACAAUAGGCGUCAUAGUAGCCAAAGACCAAGCGACGGCUCAAGCAGCAGCUAGAAAAGUAAAAGUAGAAUACGAAGAGUUACAGCCGGUAAUUAUCACGAUAGAAGAUGCCAUUAAAUUGGAGUCAUAUUAUCCCCAAUACCCGAAAUCAAUUAAAAGAGGUGAUGUGAACGCAGCUUUCGAAGAUAAGAACAAUGUGAUUGUUGAAGGCGAAUGUCGAAUGGGUGGCCAAGAACACUUUUACCUAGAAACACAUGCGGCAUUUGCCAUCCCGAAGGGUGAAGACAAUGAAUUAGAAAUCUUCUGUUCGAGCCAACAUCCAACUGAAAUCGCUAAACUUGCAAGUCAUGUAUUACAUGUACCGAUGAACCGCAUAGUUGCUCGUGUAAAGCGCAUGGGAGGUGGAUUCGGAGGAAAAGAAUCCCGUGGUUUGCUUGUCGCCUUGCCCGCUGCUCUAGCGGCUCACAGAUUGGGUAAGCCAGUCCGAUGCAUGCUGGACAGAGACGAAGAUAUGGUGAUGACAGGGACAAGACAUCCGUUCCUCAUCAAGUACAAAGCAGUCGUAACAAAGGAGGGCAAAAUGGUUGGCGCUAAAGUGACUAUUUACAACAACGGAGGAUAUUCGUUCGAUUUGUCUGGACCUGUGGUGGAAAGAGCUAUGUUCCAUUUCGAGAAUGCAUACUACAUUCCCAACGUAGAAGUUACGGCUUACGUCUGCAAAACCAACUUGCCAUCCAACACUGCUUUCCGCGGCUUUGGUGGACCCCAAGGAAUGUUCGGAGCUGAAGUUAUGGCGCGUCAUAUCGCCCACAAAUUGGGAAAAUCUCCAGAGGAAAUAAGCUACAUGAACCUGUACAAAGAGAAUUUGACCACACAUUACGGCCAGGAGUUGGUGUACUGCACCCUGCAAAGAUGUUGGAAUGAGUGUGUUCAGAAAGGCAAUAUGGCUGCGAGGAAAUUGGAAGUAGAAAACUUUAACAAGCAACACAGGUGGCGCAAGCGCGGCAUAGCUAUUGUCCCGACUAAGUUUGGAAUAGCUUUCACCGAGAAGUUCUUGAACCAAGCCGGUGCUUUACUCAUCGUCUACCUCGACGGAUCCGUCUUGCUCUCCCACGGAGGCACUGAAAUGGGACAAGGACUGCACACGAAAAUGGCCCAAGUGGCUUCAAGAGUGCUGGGAAUCGACAUUUCCAAGAUCCAUAUCAGUGAGACCUCCACCGAUAAGGUUCCGAAUACCUCAGCAACCGCUGCCAGCGCUGGCUCAGAUUUGAACGGCAUGGCGGUUCUGCAAGCUUGUGAAAAGGUUGUCGCUCGAUUACAACCAUACAAGGAAAAGAACCCAGAAGGUAAAUGGGAGGACUGGGUCAAUGCUGCCUUCUUCGACAGAGUGAGCCUGAGUGCGACAGGGUUCCAUGCUACUCCUGAUAUCGGUUACAAUUUCAAAGAGAACACCGGAAAGCCCUUCAAUUACUUCACGUAUGGAGCGGCUUGUACCGAAGUUGAGAUCGAUUGCCUGAGCGGAGACCACCAAGUCCUACGAACCGACAUUGUGAUGGAUUUGGGAGAGAGUUUGAACCCAGCUAUCGACAUUGGGCAGAUCGAAGGAGGCUUCAUGCAAGGAUACGGCUUGUUCACCAUUGAAGAGCUGAUAUACUCUCCAACUGGUACCUUGUAUUCGCGAGGGCCUGGCGCCUACAAAAUACCUGGAUUCGGUGACAUACCUCAGGAGUUUAAUGUGUCUUUACUAAAGGGGGCACCCAAUCCAAGAGCUGUUUACUCUUCAAAGGCGGUAGGCGAGCCACCCCUAUUCCUGGCGUCAUCAGCAUACUUCGCCAUCGUGGAGGCCAUCAGGGCGGCGCGCGCCGACGCCGGGGUGCCACUGGACUUCCAGCUAGAGGCGCCAGCCACCGCCGCCAGGAUACGCAUGGCGUGUGAGGAUGAUAUCACUAAGAAGUUGCCGAAACAUGAGCCGGGUACCUUUGUGCCGUGGAACAUUGUGCCUUAGAUGUGUUAUUAUAACUACUAGAAUUAUAUAUAAUUUUAUAUACUCACUCUGUUUUACACUGAUAUUGUUAUUUUUUAUAUUAUUAUUAUGUAAAUAAACUACAUAAGAAUAUAUUUUGGUUU